Messenger RNA from Naegleria gruberi, 450 nucleotides. RefSeq lists its product as uncharacterized. Bases 1 to 450 code for a protein of 149 amino acids. Lineage: Eukaryota; Heterolobosea; Eutetramitea; Acrasida; Naegleriidae. The record is from RefSeq and is a predicted model, not a curated record. The transcript has a single exon.
AUGUCAAACACCAACCAAACAAAAAGUAAUAGGUCGAAAGCCCAAAGUAACUGGAACCAAGCCAUGCUAGAGAGCUCGAUAAAUUCCAGCCGGCUGAUAAUAUGGAAAGUGGCCAAAGAUAAAACUAUCAAAUCCACACAGGAGAGAAAAUCCAUCAAGAAACAAAAGACGAAAGUGACUGUCGAUGGAAUUGUGAGGAAUCGAAUGAUUUCUGAUAGAGAGAUUAUGCAAGUUUUACAUUUACCACAAAUGCAAGCAUGUAAAAUAUUGAAUUGUAGUUUAUCCACUUUGAAAAGAAGAUUUUACGAAUUGAAAGAUGGUUUUGGAUUAGACAGAUGGCCCAAUAAUUUGCUUGUUGCCAGACAUUUGCCAAUUUUCAAAAAGAUUUAUCCAAUGUCUUUGGACUUUAUUCUGAAUCAUGACGACGAAACAUCUACCACUUCUCAAUAA